AUGCCCCUCCCCAGGAGAGACCGAAAGGUCGAGGCAGCCAAACGGACGAUCCGCGAAGCUUUCGAAGAUUUGGAGAGGGCUGUUUCUCCCGCAGACUCUCACGAUUUUGGCAGUGCCACGCUGGAAAGUGUGCAAAAAGCAGCCCUGGAUAUUGAAAACCAGCUUGCAGCGCGGUCUUCCUUGCGCAACAUGCGUCGCCUGAUGCCGCUCUUUUCCGGGCUCCAACACUAUUCCGCCGCGGUCGAAGUUCUUUGUAACGGAACUCCGUACCUUCCGUGGAUCUGGGCUCCGAUAAAAUUGAUCCUCAAAGUUACGGCAGACUAUGUAGAAGCAUUCGAGGAGAUCAUCAAAGCGUACUCGCGAAUUGGCGAGUCGCUGAACAGAUUUCGAGUCCUAGGUGCAACCUUCAGUCAGAACGCCAGCUUCCAGCUGACUCUCGCCGUCUUCUAUGCCGAUAUUCUUCGCUUUCACAAACAAGCGUACACCUUCGUGCGACGGAGCUGCUGGAAAGUACUCUUUCUCACCUCUUGGGGCCGCUUCCAAAGGAGGUUCGACAAUAUCAUUGACGAUUUAAAAAGACAUGAAGAGCAGAUCGACAAAGAGGCCAAUGCCCAUCACAUUGCGGAAGCGAGGGACACGAGAGACAAGUUGGAGGCCUGGAGGCAGGACGCCCUUGCGAAGCUCGCCCGUGACGAAGAAGAGCAGACUGCUGGCCAUCUCGAAACCAUCUCCACGUGGCUGAAGCUAGACGACACUGACCAGGUAGCAAUCUUCGAUAAAUUGUCGACUGAAGGAACGAAAUACCCCGAAACAUGUGGGUGGGUCUUGAAAAACUCGACGAUGGUCUCCUGGCUGAAGCCUCAGCCAGAUCCCCCCUUUUUUUGGCUGCAAGGGAACCCAGGAACCGGCAAGAGCACCAUCGUCGGAAGGUUGGCCACCUUUUUGCGUGCAUCGUCACCAAAGUCUUUAGUUGUUACUCAUUUCUGCACUUCUUCAUAUGCCUCCUCGACCCAGUACGACAAGAUUCUCAGGUCGUUGCUUUUCCAACUAGUUCAUGCUAACGACGAUCUGAUUGCGCAUAUCUAUUGGGAAUACGUUGUCUGCAAGAAGAUGGCAAGUAUCACAGCAUUAGAGCAGUUGAUGGCGACAGUAGUCGCUGCACUCCUAGGCGAGCCAGGCCAGAGUCGGCCGAUUCAUAUCUUCUUAGAUGGACUCGAUGAAGUUGAGGCUGAAAAGCAACGUCAAGUCAUCAGUUUGAUGCGCAAAGUGGCCAGUGGAGCAAAAGCACGUGGUGCUGUAUUCAAGGUCCUUGUCUCAUGUCGAACCUCGCCACUUCUUGAAAAGGUCCUCAGGAAGCAACCGGUGCUUUCUCUGAGUGACGAGAAAGAAUGCCUAGAAGAAGCCAUCUGGACAUACGCCACCCACAGGUUGACGGCCGAUGCCCACAGAUUGUCGCAACUAGGACUCCGUGGAUCUGAUUUGACAGAAAUGGGGCGAAACAUCGCAAGAAAAGCGGAUGGCAUGUUUCUAUGGGCUCGUUUAGUACUUGACUAUCUUGCCACUAAUAUUUUCCAUAGUCGUCACGAGAUUACAGCUGCUAUUAACACCCUGCCUCGCGAGUUAUCCGAGUUCUAUGAGAGAAUAUUGACCAACACCAUCGCCAACUUCGAUUCUCGCUCAGUUAACCGAAUGAGGCAGAUACUAGGAUGGAUAGCAUUUGCAAAACGACCUCUUCGAAAGAGUGAGUUUCGGUCGGCGCUCUCUUUCAGCGCCGGAAACCCUAUAGUGGAUGAACUCGUGCCAUCGUACAUCUUCGACAUUUACCUUCAAACCACACAGAGUAAGAUACCCAUAACUGAGGAAAAUACGAUACAGGAGCAUGGUAUUGCCUCCCUUACGUGUCUUCUGUCGGGGCUGGAAAUAUUUCAGCCAAACUACCCCAACACGCUCCGUUCCUCAAGAGUACUGAAAGGACUGCAUGGCUUCCAUAUCUAUGCUAACGAGUACUGGGUUGACUAUGUCCUAUCCAUCAUCACAUCACAUGAUGCCUUCAGUCAAUUUCCCGUGCUAUCAUUGGUUAUGAAUGACCUGUCUCAGAAGUUAGACAGCCUAGGCGAGUUUUCUAACGCAUUGGACAACAAAGAGCAUUCAAUCCCGUCAGAAAACGGCCUUGGUCUUUUGAAAGGACACAAGGGACUAUAUGCAAGUGCCAGAGCCGCGUUGGAAGCACGAUCUAGGAAAGGAUUGCGAGACGAAAUUGAGAAAGAGGGUCCGGCAGCAAAUUUAGAGCAAGUCAAAGAAUUGCGCGACGUUCUUUUGAACUACCAAGCGACCAUCAAGUCGCUCCUCCUUAUCCAAGAUUUCCCCGGAGUGACGCUAGAGGGACUCGAGCUCUUCAAGAGAGAGUUUCGUACCUCCGCAUACACUUGCCGCUUUCCCUUGUGCCCUCGAGCUACGGCUGGGUUCGAUAAGAACGAACUUCGAGUGGAGCAUGAGGCUACUCAUACCCAGCAUCUUCAGUGCCUGUACCCUCGCUGCCAAUAUCCUCCAUUCACAUCGGUUCGAGCACUCAAGAAUCAUGAAAUCAAAUGUCAUGAGACGGUCCAGGGCAGAAAAAGGAUACGAAGAGUGGCAGCUUGGCCGCAGCAUCACCUACAGGGCAGGCGGCAGGUAUUCCUUCAACAAGGCUCUCAAGCUCAGGCAUCAUCUCCGAUUGUUCGUAAGGGUACACCCCACAGCCACUCUUCGCCUACGGUCAACAAUAUAGGCAAUGUGCCUACCCAAGAGUCGGCUUCAAGUACGGGAGGCAGUCCUCCACUUCUAGACUGGUCUGUACCAAAGCUGCAACAUCCAAUAAGCGCUCCAAUAGCACAAGCAGCGCCUGAUCCGCCCAACGACAAAAAAAGAGUCAAAGUCUACGAGUUGCGCGAUAAUAGCUGGUUCGAUAGAGGCACCGGCUUCUGCACAGCAGUGUUUAUGUUUGUACGCGUCUCUUCCGCUUGCCCUACGCGUCUUCUAAGCAUUGUGCUGAUGUCAUCUUCCGACUGGGUCUGA
Molecule: messenger RNA, 3054 nt
Organism: Hyaloscypha bicolor E
Lineage: Eukaryota; Fungi; Ascomycota; Leotiomycetes; Helotiales; Hyaloscyphaceae
Product: NACHT domain protein
Exons: 8
Coding region: 1-3054 (1017 amino acids)
Source: RefSeq, a predicted model, not a curated record